Phanerochaete carnosa HHB-10118-sp is the source of this 3354-nucleotide messenger RNA. RefSeq lists its product as uncharacterized. Gene Ontology annotation, molecular function: metal ion binding. The coding region runs from base 74 to 3253 and encodes 1059 amino acids. The transcript has 17 exons. The record is from RefSeq and is a predicted model, not a curated record. Lineage: Eukaryota; Fungi; Basidiomycota; Agaricomycetes; Polyporales; Phanerochaetaceae. Gene Ontology annotation, biological process: proteolysis.
UCUCGCUCUCCUCGGCAAUCCCCACUCCGCGUCGCUCGCCAGAAAGUAUCAUAGCACUCGUCCUAUCUUUAGUAUGACCAACGCGACGAAUGGCACCAAUGUCUACGGCAACUUUGACCUCGUUACGAGGGCUAAGCUGGAUUAUGCGGACAUCUUGGUGUCCAAGUGGAAGAGUAGAGCCACCGGUCUGAGCGUCGUUCACCUCGACUACAACGCCCCCAUCGUGCACGGCUAUUUCGUCAUCGGUACUGAGAUAUUCAAUGAUAGCGGAUGCCCGCAUACACUAGAGCAUCUUGUCUUCAUGGGAUCCGAGAAGUAUCCGUACAAGGGUAUCAUCGAUCACCUAGCAAACCGCGGGUUCUCAAACGGUACAAAUGCCUGGACGGACACCGACCACACGGCAUACACCGUGUCCACCGCCGGAGAACAAGGUUUCCUGCAGCUUCUACCAAUAUAUGUUGACCACAUCCUCUAUCCCACCCUCACGAAGGCUGGAUAUAUCACAGAGGUCCACCAUAUCAAAGGGAAAGGCGAAGAUUCGGGUGUCGUCUAUAGCGAGAUGCAGGGUCGUGAAAAUACCUCGAGCGAUCUCAUGGCUCUUCGAAUGCAGCAACUAGCUUUCCCACCAGGGAGCGCGUAUCAAAGCGAAACCGGAGGUCUCAUGAAAGCAUUGCGAGAGCUCACUGUCGAACAGAUCAGGGACUACCACAGUUCAUACUAUGUCCCCCACAAUCUGACACUGAUUGUUGCUGGCAAGCUGGCCUCUGGAACCAACACUUUACUCGACGUUGUACAAAACAAAGUAGAGCCGUCCCUCAUUGCACAUGGACAAAAUCAUGGCCCUCGGCCCAAGGGCUGGAAGAGGCCGUUUUUGGAGACUCCUAGUGCGAAUCGCCCUCCGUUUACUGAGACGAUUAGGGACACAGUCGAGUUUCCGGAGCAGGACGAGAGUCUAGGGGAAGUCCAGAUUAGUUGGCAAGGGCCGGCACCAACAGACUUCCUGGAAAAUAAGGCAAUUGACAUCCUGGGUGUCUACCUAUCAUCAUCGUCAACCGCUCCUCUCAACAAAGAAUUCGUCGAGAUCGAAUCCCCUCUCUGCACGUACGUCUAUUUCGAAGAGCGGGACUACGCCACACGAAAUGGUCUUUACAUCUACGCCGGCUCUGUCCCUGCAGAGCAUCUCGAUAGUUUCGACGAGAAGCUGCAAAAUAGCCUGAAGCGUAUCGCUAAGGAAGGCUUCGACAUGAAGCGCAUGGCAAUGGUCAUCGAUCGGGACGAACGCCAGCUGCGUAGCAAAGUUGAGUCAUCUAAGGGUGAUACCUUCUCGGGGACGGUCAUCACAGACUUCCUGUACGGUGCUGAGAACGGCUCCACCCUCGGACCGUCGCUCGACGAGAUAUCGAGAUUUGAUGCCCUUAGGGCAUGGAAGAGCGAGGAUUGGGUCAGAUUGCUGAAGCACUACUAUAUCAACCAACAUCGCGUAGUACUCAUUGGAAAGCCGUCUGCUGCAAUGGCAAAACGACUGGAGGAUGAGGAGAAGGCUCGCAUUGCUCAGCAGAAGGCGAAGCUGGGCGAAGAAGGUCUGAAGAAAGCCGAGGCAGAACUCGAGGCGGCCAAGAGCGAGCACGACAGACCAAUCCCGACCGACAUCCUCACUGGCUUCCCGGUUCCAAGUGUCAAGAGCAUAGUAUGGAUACCGGUGCAAAGCUUGCAGGAGGUCGGCAAGGGCGCGGGACGUCACAGAGCUGUGGAGCAAAGAGAUAAUGCCGAGGUCUCCCGACAUGUCCAGGCUGACGGCUCUCCGCUGCCCUUCUUCGUUCAGUACGACCAUGUCGAGUCCGACUUCGUCACGAUCAGUGCCUAUCUAUCGCUAGCGGACGUGCCGGAUGAGCUGCGUCCUCACGUCUUCAUCUACCUCUCGGCGUUUUUCUCCCUUCCCGUUACAAGACAUACUGGUGAGGAGCUUUCACAUGAAGAGGUCGUCGACCGCCUGGACAACGAUACCGUAUCGUACGAAAUCGGCCUUGGGUCGAAUAGUAAGUUCACGGAGACAGUUAGCGUGGCGAUCAAGGUGCAGACGUCGCAAUAUGAGAGCGCCGUUGCUUGGCUUAGAGAUUUGCUCUACGCAAGCAAGUUCGACAAGGAGCGAUUGGCCGUCACGAUAGCUAAGACUCUGCAGUCUUUGCCAGAGCUUAAACGGGACGGAAAUACUGUGCUUAGCUCCGUCUGCUCCGAGAUCCUUUGCAGUUCGAGUUCGACAAGUCGCUUCCAUGGAGUCCUUCCUCAGGCAGAGUUUAUACCGAAGCUGUUGCAAGAGCUACAGGAGAACCCGGACGGCGUAAUUGCGAAGUUCGAACAGAUUCGCCGGAGCAUUCUUGCGCCCUCUGGUGCAAGGUUCGCUGUCAGUGGCAACAUCCUUGCUCUUGCUCAGCCUCGUACCACUUGGGCGAAGUACUUCAAUGGUUCACUUAAGGAAAGCCCGCUUGAUCCUGUCCGCCGAGCGUCGUACACACUCAACGAGAUUGGCAAAAAUCCAGCGAAGAAGGCGGUUAUCGUGUCCCUUCCUACCAUCGAGAGCUCCUUCGUCUCCCACUAUGCGAAGGGUAUUGAGGGUCAUGCUCAUCCACAAUACCCUGCAUUGAGGGUCGCAGGUGAGAUCUUGAAUGCGACGGAAAGCUAUCUCUGGCGUUACAUUCGCGGCUCGGGUCUCGCAUAUGGAGCGUACGUUACCCUCGAUGUGGAGGCAGGGCUGGUUAGCUUCACACUCUACCGCUCAUCGAAUAGCAUCGACGCAUUUAACCAGGCGAAGUCUGUGAUCGAAGGACUUGUGAAGGGAACUAUCGCUUUGGACGAGACUGGCUUGGACGCAGCUAAAAGCAGUAUCGUCUACUCCGUUACAAGAGGAGUAUCAACGCCUGGCCGUGCUGGCCUUGUCUCCUUCAUCAACCAGGCCUUGGAAGGUGUCCCACAAAACCAUAGCAUCGAGCUGCUCGAGAAGUAUGCGAAAGUCACCAAGGAAGACGUGCUUGAGGCCCUCAAAACAUAUUUCCUUCCGCUGUUCGAUGCAAAGUCGUCCGUUGCGGUCGUGGUCACUGCGCCUGCCAAAGCUGCCAGCACUGGCGAGGAGCUCGCUAAGCUUGGAUAUGAGGUUGAGCAGCGAUCGAUAAAUAUUGAUCUCGACGAGGAGGGCGAGCUCUCGGGCUCGGACAGCGAAGGAAGCGCGAGUGACGACAUGAGUACGGGUAGUCGAUAGUUGUUCUCGCGUAGUAGAUCAUGUUUCUCGUGUAUUCCAAGGAACAUGAAGCGCGCAUACGGCCAGUGAGACAAAUAUAUCAGAGAGUCGUAGCUCCUGUA